GGGCCCACACCGUCGUCGUGUAUACCAAGCGGCUCAUGCAGACCAACACGCGGCGAGUCCCAGCGCUUCCACAGCAUUACCGCCGCCUCUUCCACAUGAGGCUUCAAUUCAAGGCGCCCAAUGCAACUCCCUUUUCUCUUGUCCCUGUCCUUUCCGCAACAGAGCUUGUGAGCUUGACCAGCGAGAGGCGAGUGGCUAGGACCUAGGCCUCCGAUCCAUGCAGGUCCCUGUGGGUUUCCUCGGCAAGCUCUGGAGCUUCGUUUCCUUCGUGCCCUUCUUCGUCCUCCUCCUGCUUCUGGGAUCCAUCAAAGCUGCCCUAGUCGGCCCGGUCACAGCUUCCAUCGUAUUCUUCGGGAGCUCUGCGGUUAUUAUUGGCCUCUGGCCUGCUCAUUUCAUCUGGACAUACUACUGCGUUCUUAAAACAGAAAGGAUCGGGCUGCAGUUGAAGAUUCUUACUGGACUACUGCUGCCAUUGCCACUGCUUCUCUUGCCAGUACUUGCUAGCAUCGGGAGUCUCCUGGGUGGUACUGGAUACGGAGUUUGCGUACCUCUCAUGGCGACCUUCGAGGCUGUUGGCGAGGGUGUCACUGACAAGCUGACCCAUUGUUUCACGGAUGGAACCGUAAGCGCGAUGGCUGGAGCUUGCACGGUUGUCCGUGAUGUCACCGAUUUCUGCUUCCACUCGUACUUCUCUUUCAUGGAUGAUCUUAUUGACAAAAUGGGGGACAAUGAAGAAGCCCCUCUCGACAUCAAGUUGUCUUAUCUACCACGGAGCAUGGUCGUUGCCUUAAUCGCCGUUCCAGUGGAUGUGCUGCUGAUAAGCGCAGUGGCUUUGUGGAAAAGCCCCUGCAUGUUGUUCAAAGGAUGGCAGAGGUUAUGUGAGGAUCUAGUUGGAAGGGAAGGGCCGUUCUUAGAAACUGUCUGCGUGCCUUUUGCUGGUUUGGCCAUUGUGUUAUGGCCACUUGCGGUGAUUGGGGGGUUACUUGCUUCAUUUUUCAGCAGCUUCUUCUUCGGUUUUCGCGCGGGACUGGUUGCUUAUCAGGAGGCUUCUUUCCAAAUGGGACUUGCAUACAUGAUUUCAGCAGUAGCAAUUUUCGAUGAAUACACCAAUGACUUGCUUUACCUAAGAGAAGGAUCAUGCCUUCCAAGGCCCAAGUAUCGGAGAGCAGAUAUCAUGAGGGAGUGUGAAACUGAGCCUGCAGAGAGGCAACAAACUGGCCAUCACAAGCAUAGAAGGACGUUACCUCGAUCAAAGACGUUCAUGCAAACCGUCCAGCGACUACGACCGAUUCAAAUAUGGGAUUGGUUCUUCCGGUCCUGUGAGCUCAAUGGAAGGAUACUACUGAGCGAGGGCCUGAUUACUGCCCAAGACAUGGAGCAAUACAUCACCAAUGGAAAAUGCAAGAAGCUGGACACUAAAUUACCCUGCUGGUGUAUCUUCCAGUGCCUAUUACGAUCUGCGAACUCUGAUUCAGACGGUUUGGUCAUAUCUGAUCAUGUCCAAGUGACGACCCUCAACUGGCCCAAAGACAGAGUCCUUGACUGGCUGCUCGGACCACUCCUGCUCAUCAAGGAUCAAAUGAAGAAACUGGAGGUCACCGAAGACGAGGAGAUGUGCCUGAGGAAGCUGAUCAUGACAAGCAAGAACGAGAAGCCAUCUGACUGGGACGAUUCGGGUUUCCCGUCAGACGACAACAUAAAGAGAGGCCAGCUGCAGUCGAUAAUCAGAAGGUUGCAAGGGAUUGUGGCCUACAUGUCCCGAGUGCCGAGUUUCAGGAGGCGCUUCAUCAACCUGGUCAAGGCCAUGUAUCUAGAGGCCAUCGAAGCAGGGGCCAUCGACGGAUCGCGCAAAGUUAAGGCGGAUGUGGCUGACAGGUGUGCGGAAGAUAUUGCCGGUUCAUGUUCAUCAACCGACACGCCAGCGAACAUUCACAUGGUCUGAUGAUGUUUCACCAGCAUAGCAGAGCUCGACGAGCUGUGCUGAAUUCUGCUAUUUCUUCUGUAAAAAGAACUGUGCUGAAUUGUUGUGCUAAACUGUGCCAAGGCUGCAAACAAAUACAAUCGAGCGACCAUAUCUUCUCAUUA
Messenger RNA from Zea mays, 2085 nucleotides. Its product is annotated as Steroid nuclear receptor ligand-binding. The record is from RefSeq and is a predicted model, not a curated record. Bases 218 to 1942 code for a protein of 574 amino acids. NCBI's taxonomy places the organism in Eukaryota, Viridiplantae, Streptophyta, Magnoliopsida, Poales, Poaceae. The transcript has 10 exons. Gene Ontology annotation, biological process: vegetative to reproductive phase transition of meristem.